Molecule: messenger RNA, 3084 nt
Organism: Condylura cristata (star-nosed mole)
Lineage: Eukaryota; Metazoa; Chordata; Mammalia; Eulipotyphla; Talpidae
Gene: POM121L2
Product: POM121 transmembrane nucleoporin-like 2
Exons: 1
Coding region: 1-3084 (1027 amino acids)
Biological process (GO): protein import into nucleus; RNA export from nucleus
Cellular component (GO): nuclear pore
Molecular function (GO): structural constituent of nuclear pore
Source: RefSeq, a predicted model, not a curated record
AUGGGCAGUUACCUGGGCAAGUCAGGACCCCAGCCGCGGCCUCCCGCCCAGGUGCGCACAGACCUGCCCGAGAGUCCGGUGAACCGUCGGCCGGCUCAGCCCCUUCACCAAAUCCACCGGGUUCAGCACGUCCAUCGCGCCCACCCUGCCCCGAGGCACAGACCUGCGAGGAGGCCGCCAAAUUGGGACCCUAAUAACCCCACCUCGUGGGGAGUCAAUGAGGCUUGGAGGCGCUUUCCCAUGAGGAGGCCCCUAAAUUCCAUCAUGGGGCCUCUUCCCUCAGACUGGUGGGAAAGUUACCUCAAGAGAUCUAUUUGGUCUCUUCGGCACCCCCAGGCAACUUGGAGCCCGGUGACCGUCAAGAUCGCGCCUCCGGAGAGGAGGGCUCCCCCCACCACUUCACCAGCGGAGGUCAUCAAUUCCGCAGAGUCAUCACUCCCCGAGAAGGCCCGGGACCCCUGUGCCAAGGAGACAGUGCUUCAAGCCAUCAGCCAGAGCACGAAAGGGAGAGCCAGGCUGCAAGAACCCCUCUUCCCCCAGAGUUUGGACCGUAAGAGAAGGAGUUCAGAGGCCAGAUCGUCUGCAUUUAAGCCCCUGAUGAAAAACGGAACCCGCACUUAUUUCGUGCCCAAGGCUGGGCUUCUGAAGAAAAGCCUCCACUCCUGGAACUCAGAUCACAGCUUGAAGAAGAGGCCCAGUUGCUGCUCUAAGAACUCCUUGGCCAGUACACACCCAGGUAGCUCCCUCCGCUCCAAAAGAAAUGUGAUUACAAGCUCUUACAGCUCUUCUAGAAAUUUCUCCCAGAAGAGAAGUGUUCCCAGUGCAUCCCUCCAGACACCAGAGUGGCCAGUGAAAAAGAAAGAUAAAGGUCAUCUGGUUCACUCCCCGAGCCCUUUGGUAUCAGAAUCUGGUAGAUCUGGGCAGCAAAACCAGAUGAUUCCAUUGCUGCCAUGUAGCCCCCAGAACCUGCUGGCCCUUGCCCCACCCCCCCAGCUUGGUUAUGUGCUCCCUGAAGAGGAUCUGGACAGAGGGGAGCUGAGAUUAACAUGGAACAAGUGUGGAGAGGAGGGUGUGACGGAGCCGGCCACAGUCUCUGGCCCUGAGACUCAGUCUGCAACUGAACCUUCCCCGGAGCACACCCCACCUUCUGCAGGGUCAGCUCCAGCACAGGGCCCCCAUCCUCAGCUUGGAAAGCAAAUGCAGGAGCCCCCAGGCCCCGCGGCCUACCCACAGUCUACUGGAGAAGCACUUCGUGUGGGUGGUUCACCUCUGAACACACCCCGCCUGCUGACCCCACCGGGGUGCUCACCAUCAGCGCCCCCUCCAGACACCUCUCCAGACUGCAAACCUGAAGCUGCUUUCAUCCUCCUGACCCCCGUUUCUCCCACAACAUCAGUCCCUGCCACCACCUGGCCACCUUCCACCCUGCAGGCUGGCGAGGCCUCUCUGCCCCAGCUCCUGCCUGCCGCUACUCCCUUAACACCUGCCACGCAGAGUCAUUUGUUUGGAAUGAUGAGUAGCCCAGCACCCCAUCUUCCUGAACCUACACCUCUUACUGCAGCUUCUGCUGACCACCUAUCCAAAUGCACUUUGGGGCUCACACCCGCUAGUGAGAUUAGAGGCUGUUUCUAUUCCAGAAUUUCAGUCACAACAGUGGCAUCUUCAAUGUCGGGGACCUCAACUCCCACUUUUAAGCCCAUCUUUGGCAGCAUGGCACCACUUCAAACUAUGCCCGUGACACCCCCCCACUCUUCCAAGCAGCUCUCCCCUCCAGCUACUCCAGUGUCGACAGAUCUCUUCCAGGGCCUGGUCAAGGCCACCUCAGUUGUCUUGUCCACCGCUCAAGCCAACACAUGUAAAGACACUGUUUCCACGCCGCCCUUGGACUCUGGUGUGGUGAAUGCGCCCCGGACCCCGAGUGACACUUCCUCCGUCCCUUCCACUUGCCACACAUUCCUUCUGGGGGCUGCCCGAGCCUUCAGAGCCAGCUUCUCACCAGCCACAGGCUUCGUGUUCCCACCACACACCUGUCCUUCCACCCCUAGUGUCCACACAGUCACCAUCUUCGGCCAGGUCCUCCCCAGCGGUGGCCAGAUGUCCCCUCACAGCAGCGCAGCCAGUUUUAGGGACCUGAAGAGCCCACAGCAGGUCUCAGCCUUGGCAACUCCCGACCAGUCUGCCCUGUGCUCCAGCACCUCCCAACCAAACUCAGCAUCCCCAGUUCCCUUGGGAUCAAGCGCCACGCCAACCUUCCUGCUAUCCCCAGCAGCCACUCCCCCGCCUGCCUUUGGGGGAGCAGCUAGGCAGAAACAAGAGUUCCCCCAGCCAGCCCUGGGCCUGAGCUUCAACAGCUCGCUGAUUUUGGGGAGCUCAGCAAUAACAUCAACUCCUGCACCAACACCCCCUCAGCCAGCCUUCAGCAGCCCUACACAGGCAGCCCGAGCGGGCCCGACACCCUCCCCCUCCACAUCCCCCUUUCACAGCCCUGUCAGGGCCAGGCAGGGCUCGGGCGGCGGCAGGCCAGCAGCCUUUCCCUUUGGUCCCGCUAGUGCCACUGGUUUUAGAGCUGCCAGCCAGACGGCCUGCCGCUCAGUGUUCGGCAGCACGGCCCCGCGACCCUUUGCCUUUGGGGGAUUAGUGACCCCGAUGGACUGCGGGGACUCUGGAGUCAGCCUGGCUGCCCCCCACACAAGAUCCACCUCUGGCCCACGCAGCAGCGUCGCAACAGCGUCUCGAGGGACCUCUAGCACAGCCUCACCUUUUGGAAAGGCCUGGAGUCAGAACGCCAGGGGCCCAAGCAGCCAGAGCACACCUUUUGUCUUGGGGAGGGCGAGCAUUUCUGCAAGAAAGAAUAUGUUUGGGGGGGCCUGCAGGGCCUCCUGUGAUCAGAGCACCGCUGCCCAUGGGCCAGUGAAGACCGGCAGCAAGCAUAGCUUUGGGGUGUCCUCUCCACCCUCCCAGGGCUUUGUUGGGAGACCAUCUUUCAGAUCAUCAGCCCCUUCAUUUUCCAUGGGUGCCAAAUCAAAACCCCCAAAGAAUCGGGAGCAAUGGCAUUCCCGCAGGCACCAUGCCCACAAGAAAUAG